GUCAUCGACGAGCGACGACGGUCUAAGGGAGGUCACUGGCGUCUCUGUGCCACCCACGAUCGACAGUCGCAGAUUAGGCUUCUUCGCGACCGACUAGACCAGUGCCUUGCCCGCAGAUCUGCCUCCGGCCUCUGCUCCUGGAAAUUUUUCAGGACGCUGCAUCAUGGUCAGCCGCAUUUCCACCAUCUCCCUCACGAUAGAGAAGGACAUUAAGGACCAUGGGACCAAGGAAGGUACCGCGGACUUUGAGAAGGCCAUGGAGAUAUGCGGAAAUGGAAGGUAUCAGUACACUUUUCUACUGGUUUGCGGCGUGAUGUUCAUCUGCGUUGGCUGCCAGUAUGGAGCAAACGCGUAUAUCCUGCCUUCAGCCGAAUGCGACCUGAACAUGAGGUCCGAGGAGAAAGGACUGCUAAACGUCGCCUUUCUCAUAGGUUCGGUGUUUAGCGCUCUUUUCUGGGGAAUCUUCGCGGGUGCCUACGGAAGAAGAAAUAUCCUGCUGCUGAAUCUCUUCACCGACAGUCUCGUUACGCUGAUCGCGAGUUUCUCGCAAAGCUUCAAAUUGCUGCUAGUGUUCAGAGUCAUAAGCGGAUUCUUAAUGGGUGGACCCGGUUCCUUGGUAUACAUGUAUCUCGGAGAGUUCCACGCGGAGAGGUACAGAGCGAAGAGUAUCUGCUACCUCGGCUUUUUCUUCACUCUCGCCUGGUUAAUAUUGCCUGGUUUAGCUUGGAUAAUCAUACCGUUGCCGAUAUCUUUCGAAUUCUACGGAAUCCGCUAUAAUUCCUGGAGACUAUUCCUCGGCGCCAUUAGCCUGCCAAUUUUCGCUAUUGCCAUGGUAACCCUGUCGUAUCCGGAAAGUCCGAAAUUCCUGGUAUCGCAAGGCAAGACCGACGAGGCUCUCGCGGUUCUCCAGACGAUCUAUGCGGCGAACACUGGACGCCAUAAGAGCGAGUUUCCGGUGAAGGAACUUCUCUCUGAUGCCGUGUUCGAAGUAGAAAAGAGCAAGGUACCGUUGUCCUCGUCGGAUAUGCUGACGGAAUUGCUGAAGAAUAUUUGGUGGCAAUUGCGCACCAUUGCAUCGCCACCUCUCUUAAAGUACGCUUCCCUCCUGUGGACGAUUUAUUUCACGAACAUGUUUGGAUACUACGGUUUCAACCUCUGGCAACCGGAAUUGUUCAAUCGCUUCGAGAACUAUCACCAAUCGCAUCCAAAUGUAUCCGUGACGGUCUGUGAGCUGAUACACGACACACAGGCGUUAAAUCGCACUGUUCCAGAGGAACCGUUUCUCCUUUUAGCGAACGGAGUCACUACGGAGUGCAAACCGCAUAUAGACGAGCGGGUGUUUAUCAACUCUCUCACGAUCAAUGCCGUCUGUCUGCUCGGCAAUGUCGCCUCUGGAUAUCUAGCAAAUCGAGUCGGUCGUCGAACGAUGCCAAUUACCACGAUGCUGAUGGCUGGCAUCGCUGGUCUCGGUAUGUACUUCGUGAGGUCCUCGCUGCAAAUCCUCAUAACCGCGUGCGUGUUCUCCCUGAUGGCAGCUACGGCAAAUUUCGUGAUUACCAGCGUUGCGGUCGACGUCUUCCCUACGCACGUGUCCGCCGCCGCGGUGUGCAUGAUGGUGUGCUUGGGAAGGUUCGGCGCGGUGGCGAGUAAUCUGGCCUUCGGCAUGCUGCUAGAUCUCAGCUGCGAGAUUCCGAUAUUCCUAGUAGCCGGUAUCACCAUAUUUGGCGGAUUGUUGUGCUUCCUGAUACCGAGCAAAGAAAAGAAGUGAAUGUCGACGCUCGAAGAAGCGACGGACAAACUUAAAUGAAGAGAACGAUCUCAAGUGUCGAACGAGGUGUUUCAUUGAUUUUGUCACCAGAUGCGCGAUUCGCGCAAAGUCUGGAAUCUAUAUAAGAGCGCGUACUGAUCUGUAAAUAAUAAUUAUAAGCAUCGCUCGACAAAAUUCUCGGUUUCUUCGCGUUGCGCUGUCGCAUAAAAAUCUACGUGCCUUUCGUAAUCGCAUCGCGCGUCGAAAAAGCGUUCAGUGAAAUCGUAAUACUCAGCGAUUUAUUCCCAAUCCACUUUAUUCAAUAGCAAUUGUUUUUUUCGUUUAGUUACUAAGACUUCAAUGACGAACCGUUUCUUAUCAGUCAUUAACUUAAUACCUUAAUACUCAUCAAUGACGAUCUGAUUUCACUGAUCGGUGAUACAUUCCAUAUUCGUUUUCUUACGAUCCGACAUCGAACGCUUAUCGAUUAAGUCAUUUGUAAAUAAUUAUUUCAAUAUUUAUUAAUUCGUAUUGUAUAUGCGUGUGAGGUGUGUAAUGCAUCCGCGGACGCGCGUUUCAACGCGCGCGACGAGGCAGGUGUAACAAGCGAUCUUUCGCGAUAAUGUACAUGUUAGAAAUAAAGUGUAUAAUAAAGGAAGGAGAUAUUUUAAUUGUCGGUCGCAGUGUAUCGCGUACGAAAAGGAGAGCGACAAUCGGCAUCUGGAGAACCUUGCCGUUGCAACGCCGAACGGCGAGGACGGACUGACUCAUAGCAAAUACGCAGCGAACAUCGCGCGGCGAAUGGAAAAUACUUAUCUGCCGGCUUCUAAGCGAGACGGAUUAAGUGUCGUUUCCUAGUAAGCCCCGCAGGAGUUUUAGAAUUUAAUCGCCCGACGUUUACGACGCACCUGUCAUAAAGCGUGCACUAUAAUCGCGACGUUUUCCCGACGGGCGUAUCGUCGUGAAUAAUAGUACCCGCCAUUCAGGAAAUGUAUUAUCAUCGCGUGUUGUGUCGAUAUUAAAUCAUUUUCUCAUCAGG
Solenopsis invicta (red fire ant) is the source of this 2786-nucleotide messenger RNA. RefSeq names its product synaptic vesicle glycoprotein 2B. The coding region runs from base 164 to 1768 and encodes 534 amino acids. Gene Ontology annotation, cellular component: membrane. The transcript is spliced from 10 exons. Gene Ontology annotation, molecular function: transmembrane transporter activity. NCBI's taxonomy places the organism in Eukaryota, Metazoa, Arthropoda, Insecta, Hymenoptera, Formicidae. The record is from RefSeq and is a predicted model, not a curated record. Gene Ontology annotation, biological process: transmembrane transport.